UAUAUAUCGCAUUUCCAUGAACAAAAACUAAAAAACUAAUCCCAUACUAUUUGCCUAUUUGGCUUCCCCCUUCUCCUUCAACCUCACACCACAUCCAAAUCUCAACUCUAUUUCCUCCCAUAUACAUAUAUAUCUAUAGAUGAGGUGUAAGAACCACUACACUGAUCUCAGUAGUAACGUCGGCGUCUGCGCUUCUUGCCUCCGCGAACGCCUCUUUCCUCUCGUUGCUGCUCACGAACCACAAGCUCAACAUCCAGUGGUUCUACGAUCUGUUUCUCCAUACAUCAGUCAACGUAAAUCCGAUUAUUCCACCUCGAUUAACACUAAACAUAAUAGUGAUCGGAAUCGUCAUCAUAUCCUUCCGGAUCAACGGUUUUUUAGCACGCCGGAUAUAGCGCCUGUCACCGGAAGUUAUAAUUCAUGUCAAAAGAAGAAGCACGGUUUAUUCCGGUUCUCGUUGUUAUCGAAUUUGUUCAGAUCUAAAAAACGAAACGAGAAUUCAAACACUAGGUCUCGCGGUGGUGAUGAUAGUGCCACGUCAGCAACGUCAUCGCCGUUUUGGUUUUCAAACCCUAGGUCCGGUGGCGGUUGCCGGAAGAAACAGCAGUUUUGUUACAACGACGCUUCAACGGCAGCCGGUGCCGGCGUGAUGCGGAAGCAGUACUGUUCAGAUCGAGGCAUGUCGCCGGUGAGAUCCUCCGAUUGUGACGGUGCAAAAGGUGAAGUUUACGAUAGAUCUGAAGAAUAUGAGACGUGUGCGUCUCGAAAACAGACUCCGCGGCGGACGCCGGCUCAUCCGUUGGUCCGGCGCGGCGGCGGUGGCGGAUACGGGAAGAAUGUGUCUGGAUUAAGUUUCUGUUUAAGUCCGUUGGUUCGAGUUAGUCCUUGUCGGAAUUGGAAGCAGAAUGGAGUGGCGGUGGCGCCGGUAGAUUCCGGCGAGAUAAGAGCUCCGGUGAUGUAUAACAACAACUUAUUAUUCUGUGCUAACCGAUCAAGAAAAGUUGCAGAUUUCGGGAGAUGCGCUGCGAACCGUUGAUUUUUUUUUGACCUAGUUAGUGAAUAUGUUUGAAAGGCCCAUUCUGCCCUUGCUCUUUUGUGCUUAUCUUCUAUAGUUCUUGGAAAUAUUGAACAUGACAAACGUCGUUUUCCUUGUAAUUAAUUUUUAUUUAAGUCAACUUUUUUUUCAUGUGCA
Messenger RNA from Helianthus annuus (common sunflower), 1192 nucleotides. RefSeq lists its product as uncharacterized. Lineage: Eukaryota; Viridiplantae; Streptophyta; Magnoliopsida; Asterales; Asteraceae. The transcript has 2 exons. The record is from RefSeq and is a predicted model, not a curated record. The coding region runs from base 140 to 1036 and encodes 298 amino acids.